UGUACCAUACCCCAGCUUCACCUUUGUAGAGGCGCUUGGCUUUCUCUGCUUGCCUUCCACCCUCUUUUGCCCCUUUCCAGUUGUCGAUGACCCCAUCCCAUCCCUUUCACCACCGUCUCUCUUCCUCCCCCCCUAGCUACACAGCCCCUUGUUUCCAGUUUCUCUCGUACCCGUCCUCCGAAGGCGUGAGAGAGAGAGAGACGGGAGGGAAACGGGGACUGAGAGAGAUGGGUGUACAAGCAAGAAUUGUCCCCAAUUCGGUGCCUGAAUUGCUCUCUUAGACUAGUAGCAGUUGGUGGUGCGUACUGACGCAGCUAGUGGUGGUACUGGUUGAGUGAUGCUGCAAUUUUAUAUUACCUAGCUAUCCCGGUCUUGUGAGGUGGUAGAUCAGUAGAAUUUUGCGUUUUGGGCAGGGAAGCGAAGGUGGUGGUGGCCAUGCUGCACCACCAUGGUGGCGCCGGGUACCCGUACAAGGCCCCGACGACCGAUGCAGUCUCGUUCUCGUUGCCGCCGCCGAUGGCCAUGCCCGUGUCUGUCACCAGCAUCCCGCCGCCGCUGACGCAGCAGCAGCUGGCGGGGACGAGUGCUUCCGAGGAAUUGCCAGCCGGCGGCUCAAGCGGCAACGCCGCCGCCUAUCUCCAAGAAGACGACUUGCCGGCCGACGUCGGCGUCAGCGGGGCGGGUGCGUCCGGCUCCGGCGGCAACCGGUGGCCGCGCGAGGAGACGCUGGCGCUCAUCAGGAUCCGGUCGGAGAUGGAUGCCGCGUUCCGCAACGCCCCCCUCAAAGCGCCCCUCUGGGAGGACGUCGCCAGGAAGCUCGCGGGGCUGGGCUACCAGAGGAGCGCCAAGAAGUGCAAGGAGAAGUUCGAGAACGUGGACAAGUACUACAAGCGCACCAAGGAAGCCCGCUCCGGGCGGCAAGACGGCAAGAGCUACCGCUUCUUCGCCCAGCUCGAGGCGCUCCACGCCGCGGCCCCGCAGCAGCAGCAGCAGCAGGCCACGGCCAUGACGACGGUGCAAGGUGAUCCUCAGCCGUUGGUAACAAUGGCGUGGGCAACGCCCCCUGCGGCGCAAGCGCCACCUGGAGCCAGCCUGCCGGACCUCAGCUUCUCGUCGAUGUCGGGGUCCGAGUCCGAGUCAGACGACGAGUUCGACAACGAGGAUCAGGAGAGCCUCGGCAAGGGCGAGAGCGACGGUGGUGUGUGCGACAAGGAGAUGAUGGCGCUCUUUGAGGGAAUGAUGAGGCAGGUUACGGAGAAGCAGGACGCGAUGCAGCGCGUGUUCCUGGAAACGCUCGAGCGGUGGGAAGCGGAGCGCACGGCGCGCGAGGAGGCGUGGCGGCGGCAGGAGGUCGCCCGCAUGAACCGCGAGCGGGAGCAGCUCGCCAGGGAGCGCGCCGCCGCGGCAUCCCGCGACGCCGCUCUGAUCGCAUUCCUCCAGCGCGUCGGCGGCGGGCACCCAGUGCAGAUGCAGCUCCCUCCAGCCACCGCAGUCGCCGCGCCCACGCCAAUGCCUGACCGCACCCCUCCGUCUCCUCACCACGACGUGGCGACGACCUCGCUUCAGCCUGUGCCCGUGCCGCCCAAGUCGGAGGAGUCCUGGACAUCGUCGCGGUGGCCGAAGGAGGAGGUGCAGGCGCUGAUCCAGCUGCGGAGGGAGAAGGACGAGCAGUACCAUGACGCGGGGUCCAAGGGGCCGCUCUGGGAGGACAUCGCCGCCGGGAUGCGGAGGAUCGGGUACAACCGAAGCGCGAAGCGGUGCAAGGAGAAGUGGGAGAACAUUAACAAGUACUUCAAGAAGGUGAAGGAGAGCAACAAGAGGCGUCCCGAGGACUCCAAGACCUGCCCUUACUUCCAUCAACUCGACGCCAUGUACCGCAAGAAGCGCUUCGCCGGCAGAGGCAGAAGCACCGUACCUGGAGCGAAUAUGGCCGGCGUCGCCGCCACCGGGCCGGAGAACCCGAACCAGCGCGAGCUCGAAGGGAAGGCCAGUAAUGAUAUCGACAAGCGGAACGACGGUGGAGAGGGAAGCGUGCAUGCUCCUCCUGGCAGCAGCGACACGGCGCUUGCUGACGGCGCCAAAAACAAGAAAUCAAAGGACAUUGUGAGGGAAACAAACGCGCAGCCCCUGCAGCAGGAGUUUGCAGCGGACGAGACGGACAGCGACGAUAUGGGAGGCAGCUACACUGAUGAAGGCAACGAUGAAGACAAAAUGUAGCAGUACAAGAUGAACUUCCAGAAGCCUAACGCGAUCGGCAGCGGCAACGCCCCUGCACCAGAGACGACUGCGGCAGCUACCAGCUCAGCUGCCCCAACAAGCAGCGCCUUCCUUGCCGUUCAGUAGACGGUAAUGCAGCAGGACCGCUGCCAGCUGACCAACAUCAGUGCAUCACCAUCUUCUUCGGCCCAUAAUCACCAAUUAUAGAUGUUCUCCCUGUGAUCUUGGCAUCAUCCGACUACGAUUUAUUGAUUUAUUUAUGUAAUAAGUAUCAGCCAUGAAAACCAAAAAAACAAAUAAGACAGAAAAAUAGAAGAGUUAGCAGAGAUGCCUAGAUAGAAUUUUCCUUUUCUUUUUCUAGAAAUACCGGUAUAACUCAUAGACGUAUACACUCACACACCAUACGCACGCACUCACAUAGUGCCUACUGAAUAUUAGAGAUACGGAGCUUGAAGGAUAAUGAAGUUAUCAUAGACGUUUCGCUAUCGACGAGUGAAUUUUCUUUUCUCUUAACAUAGGUCCUUUUAUACUUUAGACUAUUUUUAACAAUUGUAGAUUCAUGCGGCAGUGUUAACUUUCUGUAAUACUUUCCGAUUCAAUUUGAUCAGAAAUUUGGGGUUCGUUUGGUUUGUUACCAA
Molecule: messenger RNA, 2855 nt
Organism: Phragmites australis (common reed)
Lineage: Eukaryota; Viridiplantae; Streptophyta; Magnoliopsida; Poales; Poaceae
Product: trihelix transcription factor GTL1-like
Exons: 3
Coding region: 436-2217 (593 amino acids)
Source: RefSeq, a predicted model, not a curated record